Lactuca virosa is the source of this 924-nucleotide messenger RNA. NCBI's taxonomy places the organism in Eukaryota, Viridiplantae, Streptophyta, Magnoliopsida, Asterales, Asteraceae. The record is from the annotation of a GenBank genome assembly.
ACCAUCAAAAAUAUCAAAAAUCAAAAUGGUGAUCUCAUUGUUCCUAUUUCCAUCAACACCUUCCUUGUUCAUCAAUGCAAUGUCUAUUUUCAACCUGUUGGCCCUCAUUACUUCCGGUUACAUGGAAAUGAUAGGCAAAAACAAGCAGUACGCUAAGUUCUGUGAUGCCUCUGAUUCAAACAAACAAAAAGACAAGGAGAAAUGUAAGCUGCCCAGUAGAAUCGGGAUGCUUAUGUUCUAUACACCAUCGUUCCUCGUGGGUCUUGUCUCUUUUGCUUUUUUUCCACAUCAAGAUCCUCGAUUUGUUAUGGUUAUAUCUGUACUCACCAUUCAUUUCUUCAAGAGGAUCCUUGAGGUUCUGUUCGUUCACAAGUUUAGCGGAUAUAUGAUGCUUAACGUUUCCAUAACAAUCAGUUUAAGCUAUGGUGUGUCAAUUGCUACAAUGAUUUACGCCCAAUAUUUAUCUCAAGAAUCUUCUGAACCUGCUUUCGAUCUCAAAUACGUUGGACUUGGAAUGUUCUUGAUUGGAAUAAGUGGAAACUUUUACCAUCAUUACAUUCUCUCAAGCCUAAGAAAGAAAGCAGAUAGAGAGUAUAAAAUCCCAAAAGGUGGUUUGUUCCAUUUCGUUAUAUGCCCACACUAUAUGUUUGAAAUUGUGGAGUUCGUAGGAGUUUCAUGCAUUUGUCAGACGGGAUUUUCGUUUUGUUUCACUUUGGGCACUGUGUUCCUGUUGAUGGGGCGAAGCUAUGCGACAAGAAAAUGGUAUGUUUCAAAGUUUGGUGGAAGAUUUGGGAAGGAUAUCAAGGCUUUAAUCCCAUACUUAUUUUAGGUAUUUGUCGUUUAAGUGUUGGGUGUUAGUGAUAUGUCUGUCGAUGCAAAGUAUUCGAUAAUCUCUUGCAACAAAAAAAGUCGUCUCUGUAUGGC